GAAAGUUUUAAUUUAACGACUAGUGCUUUAAGAAAAUGUAAAAUUCAAGUAUUAAGGCCAUACUGGAGACUUCUAACAUUUAUAGGAUGGCGAGGAUUUGGUACCGAAAUGGUCAAUUCAGGUCGAAGGUCAUGGAGACUGUUAAAUAUUGUAUACCCAUCUAUUAUAGUGCUAUUAUUAAUAUAUACCUAUAUCUAUGAAAUGGUUGCCUGUCAAUGGAAACUCAAUGUUCAAGUUGAUACACAUGUACAGACUACUUUAACAACCAUACAACCAACUACACCAAAUAUUACCAAUUUUACUACUACCUCAUUUCCAUUUUCGAUCAUAAAACCAGCCAAACUACUUGCUCAAAAUAUUAGUAAAGCUGAUUUUGACUCUUCAGCUUGUGAACAUCUCAUAACCACUUAUAUUGUUCCAAACUUUCUCCAUUUUGUGGCUUAUAUCAUGGGCAUUUUCUAUUUUCGAAUCCAAGAAAAUGAACAAUUAUAUGCUCUGAUGGAAAAAGUUUUUCUGCAAGCUACACCACAGCAGAAUAGAAAUGCCUCACAACAAAAAAUGAUAUGGAAAUUAAGAGGGUUUUUAGUAUGUGGUGCUGUCUGGGUUUUAUCUACUAUGGUUCUACAAGGUGUUUAUAUCUGGGCCUUUAAUUUCCCACAGUUAGAAAUAUUCCAAACAGUUGGACAAGGUGGAUAUUGGACUAUGUUUGCAAUAGAACUCUAUGGUAGAAUGGUAAUGAAUGCUGUAAUACUAGCUGUAGUAGUAAACUAUGUAACACAAUGUGAGAUGAUAUUGUUCUUUGUUCGUGGUAUUUGUUUACGUUUACAAGAAAAAUCAACAGAAAUCAGAAUAGCUAUGAAGGAUAUCUUACUAUUGAGAUUAAGUUUAAAUGCAUUAAAUGGUAUAAUAUCUAAGAUGACAUCAUUAACAUUAGUUAUUUUAGCUGAAUUAAGUAUUAUUGGAAUAAGUAUUCUGGCUUUAAAUAGGAAUGUUGAGGUGAAAGUUUGGGCAUAUCGAGGAAUAUUUCCAAUUGUUUGGGCAUUAAUGUUAGGUUUCCCAUUGUUUCAGGCAGCAAGAGUGAAUGCAAUAUGUAAAAGAUUGAUAAAGAUAGCUUUAGAAAUGAGGGUGUUUGGAUAUAAAAAUAGUUCUCAGAUAGAAUUGGAUUCAUUUCUUAAUUAUAUUGGUCACACCACUUUAAAGGCCAAAUUAUUUCAUAUUCCAGUCCAACCUUCCUACUUGAUAGCUUUACUGGUGCUGACAGCUUUUGUCUUCCUGAUAUUGUUUCAGACUUCCAGCAUUGGUACCUCAAACAUGAUUUUCUAAGCUAGUUUAGUUUAUAAUAUCAUAUCCGGGAUGUGUUUGUUUUAUUUCUAUAAUGUAUAUACAAAUUGGACAUGCUGAGAAUAUCAAAAUAUUAAUCUAUAUUAACCACCAUUGUAUUUCAUACAUCAACGCUUUGUACAUUAAUUGUUUCAGCUUUGUCACUCUUCAGCAUGAUGCAUAGUUAAAAAAUAUUUGAGCUUGUGUUACAUGUGGUUAAAGUUCAUUAUCUAUUUGUUGGCCUAUAUGUUACACUUUGUCCUUCUAUUUGCGACAGUACCAUGGUAAUUGAGAUAUAUCACAUUCUGAUGAAGUGGUUUUUAAUUUUGAACCCAAAACGUUGGACAUGAAAUUGCGAGUGAUGGAAAUCAAGUUCAAGUUCACUAGACACGAAAAGAAAACCUUUUGAAAUCUCUCAUAUGCCAUAAAAGUGGUUUUGUGUAUAGAUUUUCUUCAAUUUAUCAGAAUUACACAAAAAGUGACAUACUAGAUGAUGGUAAUGCUUUUUUACAAUGUUCUUGUGAACAAAAUAUCCGUGUAAUUGCAUUUUUCUAUCUAUAAAGGAAAUACAUUAAUAUUGUUAUUAUUGUUAAUAAAUUUU
Lottia gigantea (owl limpet) is the source of this 1921-nucleotide messenger RNA. RefSeq lists its product as hypothetical. The record is from RefSeq and is a predicted model, not a curated record. NCBI's taxonomy places the organism in Eukaryota, Metazoa, Mollusca, Gastropoda, Lottiidae. The transcript has 9 exons. Bases 109 to 1323 code for a protein of 404 amino acids.